Saccoglossus kowalevskii is the source of this 1263-nucleotide messenger RNA. Its product is annotated as proton-coupled amino acid transporter 1-like. Gene Ontology annotation, cellular component: vacuolar membrane. Lineage: Eukaryota; Metazoa; Hemichordata; Enteropneusta; Harrimaniidae. Gene Ontology annotation, molecular function: L-proline transmembrane transporter activity; L-alanine transmembrane transporter activity. Gene Ontology annotation, biological process: L-alanine transport; amino acid transmembrane transport. The record is from RefSeq and is a predicted model, not a curated record.
AUGGUUCGGAAAAGUGGACGUGAGGAAGGCAGAGAGAAUGAAACACUAUUCCGGGGCCAAAACCAAGUUGCACUUUUGCUUUUAAUGAAAUCUCGACGUCCAUUUGCGAUGUCUAUUUCGAUUUAUAUUCAAAAGAGGACUAAAAGUGUUUCUCUAGACUAUGGUGAAGUAGCAUACGAAGCAACGCACCUAUCAGCAGCAAAACGAUUUAAUUCAUAUGCAAAUAUAGCCAGGAUAACUGUGAAUACCUUUUUAUUUUUCAGUCAGCUUGUUUUUUGUAGCAUUUACAUAAUUUUUAUAUCUGACAAUAUUCAACAGAUCUAUAUUCAGUUUCACCCAAACCACACACCAGUAGUACAAGUGUUUAUGGUUAUACUCACUAUCGUCAUUCUUUUGAUUUCCUAUAUCAAAAACUUGGAUGCCUUGGCCAUUUAUUCUGCUAUUGGUAAUCUUAUACUUAUCGUAGGUUCCGUCAUCGUAUUCGAGUACCUUAUUGCAGGAAUUGUGGAAAACAAGACGGAUAUAAGUUCCCUGCCGUUAUUUGAUACUGUCGCCAAUUUCCCAAUAUUUUUUGGGACUGCAGUUUUUUCUUAUGAAGGAAUUGGUGUGGUACUGCCAGUUGAAAAUAAGAUGAAGCACCCCCGUCACUUUAAAAAGACUCUCCAUAUUUCUAUGGCAAUAGUGACGAUUCUAUAUAUUUUUAUGGGUACGCUGGGAUACAUGCGAUUUGGUUUAGAUGUCAAAGAUACUAUAACACUCAAUCUUCCCCAAGACCAAGGACUUUACAUAUCCGUGAGAAUCAUGUUAUCAUUAGUUCUUGUUGUCAGCUAUGCAAUACAGUUCUAUGUUCCAAUACAAAUUACGUGGCCGACGCUGAGAGGGUUGUUACAAGAGAGAUUACAAACAUUUGGCGAAUACGUCUACCGAACAAUACUAGUUCUUUUUACAUUGGCGGUUGCGGCAGCCAUUCCACAACUGGCUCUCUUCAUCUCAUUGGUCGGAUCAUUCACAGGAAGUGCUCUGACGUUGAUAUUUCCUGCAAUCCUGGACGAGCUUACAUUUUAUAGCAGUUACGACACCACACGUGCAAAGCGACGACUCUUUAAAAAUUUGUUCGUUAUUUUGUUUGGGGUAAUUGGGUUUAUAUUUGGAACUGCCGUGUCAAUAUUAAAUUUGAUUGAAGUGCUUAGUUCAGCGAGCACUAAUUGUACUCCACCCCCAGUAAAUUUGACAAUGAUAAAUAUAACAUAUAUGAUCCCUUAA